AUGCAAGUCGAAGUCUACAACACCAUCAACACUAUUACAAAGAAGGCUCCAAAACUUUACAAAGACUUAAGAAACUAUCAGGUCUAUCAACAAGCAGUUCUUAUCGCACUCUUAAACCAACACGCAGACAUCAUUAUCACUCCUCAGAAGAAAAAGUCCAACGUUACACUCCCCUUCUUCACUAUUAAAUCCGUUGUCUUCUCCCCCACUGAUCGAGUCGAUUUGACUUACAUUGUCGAGAAGAGAUGUAAACAACAAAUGGAAAUGGACGUGGCUCGUGGAAUUAGUUCUAAGACUGCUAUGAGAAGGUAUAAAACAAAUCGAGUGGCUGAGAACUUACAUAUGGUCCUCGACUUACUCUUCGAGUUCGACAAUCUCUUUGUCAUUAAGACUACUAAUGGCAAAAACGGAGCUAACCGCCUCGACACAGUCACAGCAGCUUUGUUACCAAAUAACGAGUGGAUCUCGUAUGACGAUAUUACUGAGAUAGGAAGCCAAUUGAACUCUUUCAUUGCAAAUAUGCUCACCCAAAAUGAGUCAAUUACACUCGGUAAAGGCUCUGAUAUUAUUGCAAAAUUCCUUCGUAUCUAG
This is a messenger RNA of Entamoeba invadens IP1, 591 nucleotides long. RefSeq lists its product as hypothetical. The record is from RefSeq and is a predicted model, not a curated record. The coding region runs from base 1 to 591 and encodes 196 amino acids. NCBI's taxonomy places the organism in Eukaryota, Evosea, Mastigamoebida, Endamoebidae. The transcript has a single exon.